Messenger RNA from Culex quinquefasciatus (southern house mosquito), 1128 nucleotides. RefSeq names its product SRSF protein kinase 1-like. Lineage: Eukaryota; Metazoa; Arthropoda; Insecta; Diptera; Culicidae. The transcript has 2 exons. Gene Ontology annotation, biological process: regulation of mRNA processing; spliceosomal complex assembly. The record is from RefSeq and is a predicted model, not a curated record. The coding region runs from base 414 to 752 and encodes 112 amino acids.
GGGGUAGUCAGAGCAGCAAAAGAUAAACAAAAAUCCGACGCGAAUAGGCGUGUGCUAAAGAUCCAAACAAAAAGAAGCUACCAAACAACAGGCAGCGGCCGCGGCGGCAGCAGCAGCAGGUGGUGGUGGUGGCCAGCAAUCUCCGGAUAAUAAGAUAGUUCGGUAUCGUCGGCGGCGGCUAGAGCGACAACAUGACAAUCAAAAACAGUAUUCUUCCGGAAUAAGCAAGAACUUAAGCUCAACGGAGACGAUCGGUUGUUGGACGAGGAUGGUGCGGGAUAUACCUAGUGACGAUUAUAAGCAGGAGGCGUGGGAGGAUUACUGCCGCGGGUUGGCCGCGGAGUUAACAUCCGUUGUAGUGGGGCGAAUUGUUGCCUUCAGUGGUCGGUCAUCUCAGGUGGGGUCACUUUUUGAUGGUGUGGCUAAGCUGGGACCUUGACGAAAGGCGGUACGUAAGGCUGAAGAUUGUCAAAUCGUCACAGCAAUUGACCAAUACGGCCAAGGACGAGAUUCAGAUUGAUGCGGAACGCCGAUCAGAAGCGAAACAAGACGGUGCACUGCUGAACGACUUCAGGAUAACGGGCAUCAAGGGGACGCACAUCUGUCUGGUGUUUGAAGAGUUGGGGCACAGCUUGCCGAAGUUUUUCCUGAAGAGCAACUACCGAGGAAUUCCACUGCCGAACGAAAAGUCCACCGUCCGGCAAGUGUUAGAGGGUCUCGAUUACCUCAUCCACACGGACAUCAAGCCGUAGAACGUGUUGCUGUACAAGGACGAUAGUUACAUUCGCAAAUUGGAGCAACCGCCAAACAGAGUUGAUCCGGCAGCAGCUGGAGCAUCAUCCCAGCUCGAGUUUGGGCCGCGACUGGGAAACGGUGACUGUCAAGAUUCUAAAAUGGACCAGGACACACCACAGUGACCGCGGAUUACCAGCGCCUGCUGCCGAACGGUGACCGACGAGGACGAAUCCGCUGCACCGCCCAGAAGCCUUCCAGCAACCCGUCGGCCCUGACCAGUCUGGACGCGUAUACUUCCAACAACAAUGACGACGUCCUCGGCAGCGAGAAGACAUCAUCCGCAGAUUCCCCAAAGCCUGUCACCACAGCUUCCGCAAUGCGCAUCCUCCACAG